UGACUGAAAUUGCAAAACUACUCCAAAAAAAGUGGAAGAAAUCAUGUUGAGUUGGUCUCUUUUCUUGGUAACAAGUAAAAUAAAUUUAUUCUGAUGUAUCGUACAAGUACAUUUGGUAUAAUAAGGAGGAUGGACUUAUCACAGAUUCAUGAAUUGUCACCGUAAUAGUUGUAAGAAAUACCUGAGUCCAAAACAGUUGUAAGAAAUACUUCCUCUCACAGCGCAGGGUCACCAUGGCCAGUAAGUCAUGGACUCCGUGGUGAAGAGUCUGGAGCAAGAGAAUAUCCGGAAGAUGCAGGGGCUCCUGUUCCGGUGCAGCGCAGGCUGUUGUGAGGACAACCAGGCAUCCAUGCAGCAGGUUCACCAGUGCAUCGAGCGCUGCCAUGUGCCUCUGGUCCAAGCCCAGGCCUUGGUGACCAAUGAGCUAGAGAAGUUCCAGGACUGCCUGGCCCGGUGCACCACGCAUUGCAAUGACAAAGCCAAAGAUUCCAUAGACGCAGGGAGCAAGGAGCCUCAGGGGAAGCGGCAGCCGGACAGUUGCGUGUCCAGGUACAUGGAUGACCACGUGCACCUGAUCCUGACUAUGACCAGGAAGAUGAAAGAAUCACUGUCAUCUUUGGGGAAAUAAAAGUCCUUGCCAGUGACCUUUGAAGCUGAGGGC
This is a messenger RNA of Tupaia belangeri chinensis (Chinese tree shrew), 661 nucleotides long. RefSeq names its product protein FAM136A. Lineage: Eukaryota; Metazoa; Chordata; Mammalia; Scandentia; Tupaiidae. Gene Ontology annotation, cellular component: cytoplasm. The transcript has a single exon. The coding region runs from base 248 to 628 and encodes 126 amino acids. The record is from RefSeq and is a predicted model, not a curated record.